This is a messenger RNA of Aphanomyces invadans, 3624 nucleotides long. RefSeq lists its product as hypothetical. Gene Ontology annotation, molecular function: metal ion binding. The record is from RefSeq and is a predicted model, not a curated record. The transcript is spliced from 5 exons. Bases 43 to 2265 code for a protein of 740 amino acids. Lineage: Eukaryota; Oomycota; Saprolegniomycetes; Saprolegniales; Verrucalvaceae.
CAGAAAUCUUGCUGCAUUUGUGACGACGCCGGCAGUCGGACAAUGGCCGGAGCGACUGUGGCGCCGCCUCGGAAGCGUGUUCCAUCAGAAGACGUCGUGGCAAACUUGUCGAGCUCGUUCGACAAUCUCCGUCGGCGCUUCAACAUCAUGACGUCGUCCGAUGCGACGUCAAACCAUCCAAGCAGUCCACUGACGGCGGCGGCAUCGCCUCAACUGCCUGAACCAGCAUCCGAGUGCAGCGUGUGCUUGUGCAGCUUGGGUCUACUCAAAUUCAAGUAUGUGUGCAAGAACUGCGAGAAAACUGUGUGUGGCGCGCACAGCAAGAACCAGAUACCAUUGCCUGACCAGGGUGUAUGGAAAGAAGUACGCGUGUGCGAUGUGUGCUACGAACAGCGGCUCAAGCGCCGCGCCGGUGCCAUCGAACCGAGCACGAGUACACCCAACGACGACACAUCGCUGUGUGGAAUUCUUUUCAGCGGGCUUGUCGAAGAGCAAGACGACACACUCGACGAAAUGCUGUACUUGGGGUCGUUCCGCAUGGGCAGUCGGUCGCUUGCGAGCCGAAACUUCAACCCGAACAUGGCUAUCUGGAUCGAGCGCAUGGUCAUGCUCACGCCGGCGGAGCUCUUGUCCUUCAAACCACAGCGGGACAAGGACAAAGAAGAGUUUCUCCUGGGGAUUGGCGAGGUCCGGUCGUCGAUUCACAUGACCGACAUCUUGCACAUCGACGUGGACGAACACUACCCCCGCAUUUUGACUCUUGUGCGGUCCGACGGCCGGAUCUACCGACUCCGCGCCAAGGACAACGAAACAUGCGCCGAAAUCUCGAAAAAGCUCCAAGAAGCGAUGCAAAUGUUCCAAGCAGCGCUGCACAAACUUCAGCGAGGGCUCCGGCCCGAAGACAACGUUAUCACGUGUGUCACGGUGCAACAUCACCCUGACUUGGACGAAGUGGUUGCCCACCCCACUCAAACGGCCACCCAUCAAGACACCAACCCCCGCCAGUACACGCUGCAGCUGUACCCUGCAUCCGUUGUGCGACUGUACGCGAGCAGCCCCGUUGUCAGCGCUGUUGCCACGUACUCCAUGACAGAUCUCUUUCAGCAAACCAAGCGAUGCGACGCCAUUGCGUUCCACGAUUCAAACGAGUACCAACUCGUCACGCACGUUAACAUCGAGCGUAUUUCCACGCGAGUGUGGGCCACUUAUCGAGGACUGUGGCUAUGUUUGGCGGGAGGCGCGCUGGUGUACGCAGCGGCCCAGCGCCGGUGGCUGCCGUCCUCUUUGAUGCCGUGGCUCGUCGUUAGUCUCGUGGCGCUGACGGCGCUGUCGCUGGCCAACCAUCUGAACGUGGUGGGGCGAACAUGGCAGUUGUGGGUACCCCAGUCGUUCCGCCUUCAGUGUGUCAAAGUCGACUGCGUCAAGCAGACGCGCCAGGCGCCGUUGUUGGGCAAGGACGUGCAGGUGGAUCCUCGAUUCAUUGAAGCGUGUCGAGGAGAUAUGGACGAAGCCAAGCGAAAGUACGCCAAGUAUUUGCAGUGGCGGCAAGACAACGACAUAGACCACCUCUUGCUUCGGCCGCAUCCACACUUCACCGUGAUCAAGGAAUCGUACCCCCAGACGACUCACAAGCGGGACAAGUUUGGCCAUCUUGUCGCGUACGAACUUGCCGGCAACAUGCGAAAAGGGAUGCAGCACUUUUUGUCGCGGGGGGUGGUCGAAGACGACGUGAUUGCGCACUUGGGCUUUUACAACGAGUUUCUCUGGACCGUGCUGGACCGGCGGCCAUACCCUGACGGCGUCAUGUUAAAAGUGAUCGACAUGCAGGGGGUGUCGAUGAGCGACUUUGGCGGCGAUGUCGUCAACUUUAUGAAAGCUUGCUCGAGCGUCGGAGAAGCGUACUAUCCCGAGCGCCUCUUCAAGAUCUUUAUCGUGAACCCGCCGUCGUGGUUCAACAUGGUGUGGAAGGCCGUGUCGCCGUUGGUGAACCCCAAGACGCGGGACAAAAUUCACGUUGUCCGGGGCCAAAAAGAGAUUCAAAAGGCUCUGCUCGAGUAUAUCGACGCCAGCAACUUGCCUGACGUGUACGGUGGCACGUGUUCGUGUCCGGGGGGAUGUCUUGCCAACUCGGACGACGAGAUCGUCCUGCGAGAGUAUGUCGCCAAGCUCAAUGCACCCCCUGGAACGUACGAUCUCGAGUCCGAGCUGGCGGCCCUGCAAGGCACCGCGACACCGCCGGCUGCCCCCACACCCAAAAAGAGCUAGACAUGUGUGGCUAGAUUUGUCGCGGAUGGACUAGCCAAAUUGCGUAAACGUUUGAAUUCGUUCGUCCAACGAUUUUGAGAUUCAACGAACAGUUAAGACGGCAGCAUCGAGUGCAUCAGCGCCAGAAUGCCCGUCAAGAGUGCCAUGGGGAGUGCGCCUACAACAGUCACAUCAUGAGUCAGUAGGCGUCGUGAAUCGCUCAACCAGGGGAUGCGCGGCUCGAAAGGAUGGGUGUCACCCUCGUUUGCACCGAAUCAAUCGAGAGCUGCGUCGCGUUGAAGAGCACGCCCGUUGCCACGAGUGCGACGGCCAAAUUGUUAUCGCUUGCGCUGACGUUCAUCAAGCUGCCAUAGAAUGAUGCGGCGGAGUUCAAAUCGUCGAACGUGUCGAAGAGCACGACAAAUUCGAGCGCGAGCGUAGUGGGCAAGGCGUCCGCUGCCAACUGCCGAUGGUCGUCGACGUUCGGCGCCACCACGUUGCCUUCGAUGUCCAGGGACACUGUGGACGCCUCCAACUGCCGCGAGCUCCCCGCCACGAUAUCCUUCGCCGACGAAAUGAACACCAUGUCCACCGUCGCGCUCAAGUAAUCGUUCGACGUGAUGUUUGCCACAGCCAGUGCAAAGUCGUACUCAUACCCUUCAAACGAAGCUGCUGUCGCGCCUUGGAUGGUCACGGCCGUCACGAGCGCGUACUCCUGCGAUCCGUCGUCGAUUUCCCAUGACGGAUAUGCCCCAGGAUUGCAUGUUACCACGCACCCCGUAACUUGGGCCUUGGCAGCUUGGCAUUCGACCAUGGCGGCAUUGAAUUCCACAUCGCAAUUUUGCUUUGCACACGCGAGCAAACCCGGGUAGCAUGUGCACCCAUCGUAUAUGCCCAUGCACACAUCAUAGUCCGAUAUGCACGCGUCGUGACUGCAAACGUUCUCGUUCCAGUACGUACUGUGCGUGUACACGAUGGCAACGAUACGAUGCCGCGGGGAUGCUUGUGGCAGGACAUAUACGUACUUGGGCGACGGCGUGGCCUUGGGUUUGGGAGUAGGAGGACGAGAAGCUGGUACAGGCACUGGUCUGGCAGUUGGUGGACGGGCGGCGGGGGUGCCCGGGGCUGGUUUGGUUGCUGGCUUCGGCGCAGGCUUGGGGGCUGGCUUCGGAGCCGGUUUCGGGGCUGGCUUUGGAGCUGGCUUCGGAGCCGGUUUUGGCUUCGGCUUGGCUUUCUGUAGGGCGCUGCUCUCGCCAACUACAGCGCUAACUUCGUUGUGGUCAAGUCCAUGGCACGUGGCCAGGAGAAUGGCCACGGCGACGACAAGGACGAACGAGACGACGCGCAUGGGGUGCACCUCUGACUGAUGCAAAGAUCCGA